CGAUGAAUGUUAUGGAAGCAGCUUGUUCUGGUACGUGUAAGAGCAACAACAUAGCUAUGUGGAGUCCGUCGAGGAUACAGUGCUUGAUCUUGUUAUCACCUCAAACUCUAUCUUAGUAGCCGCACUCAUUCUACGCAGCUGCCAUACAAAGCCCAGGGAAGAUGGACACCCUUUCUCAUGUUCCUCCAGGGUUUCGGUUCCACCCGACCGACGAAGAACUCGUGGAUUAUUACCUCAGGAAGAAGGUAGCAUCAAGAAGGAUUGACCUGGACAUCAUAAAAGACAUCGAUCUGUACAAGAUCGAGCCAUGGGACCUUCAAGUAAAAUGCAAGAUUGGUACAGAAGAACAGAACGAGUGGUACUUCUUCAGCCACAAGGACAAGAAGUACCCAACGGGGACGCGGACCAACAGAGCAACCACUGCUGGCUUCUGGAAGGCCACCGGGAGGGACAAGCCGAUCUACUCCAAGAACAGCUUGAUCGGAAUGAGGAAGACGCUGGUCUUCUACAGGGGUCGAGCACCCAACGGGCAGAAGUCGGAUUGGAUCAUGCACGAAUACCGUCUUGAAGCAAAUGAGAACGCGCCACCCCAGGAAGAGGGAUGGGUUGUGUGUAGGGUUUUCAUCAAGAGAAUAGCACCGGUCAUCAGAAGAGCCAGUGAGCACGACUCUGCAUGCUGGUACGACCAUCAUGUGUCCUUCACGCCGGAGCUCGACUCUCCGAAGCAAGUAGGAGCCCCGCCGGAGAUGGCGUACCACCACCACCACCCACUCUUCUCCUGCAAGCCGGAGCUGGAGGUGCGCCACCACCACUUGCCACAGUUUGAUUCGUUCCUCCAGCUCCCCCAGCUGGAGAGCCCCAACCUUCCUUUCUCCCUCGUCGCGCAAGAAGACCCGAUGAUCCAGCCCAGUAAGCAGCUCCAGAUCUUCUCCACCUGCAACAACUCCCAAGGUAUCAUUCAUCAUGCAGCGGAGCAGGCAACGGACUGGAGGGUGUUCGACAAGUUCGUCGCAUCCCAACUCAGCCAUGGCGACGUCUGCAGAGAACUCAACUGCUCCAGUUCUGGAAGCGACUUCCAAAAGCUUGAAGCAAAUGUGGAGCAUGCUUCGGCUUCCAACUCCAGUGGUGGCCAAACCGAGCUGUGGAAAUGAAGCCCAUACAUAUAGUUAUACUGAUUUUAAUUAGGAGGUAAAUAGCUACCAAAAAUCCGAAGAUCACAGAUUUAUGUACAUAAUAAACCACGAGAACAGUCUGGGAUUGCUUCUGGCCUCUGUAUCAUGUUAAGAGCUUCUACUUGUCGAGAAGGUAUCAGAUGGAUGAUGAGGCCGAGGGUUCGAGUAACUGACUCGGUCUCCAUUGAAGAGAAAUCUGAGACAUAAUGGACUCCAUUAUUUGGUCCAUUGUUUCGGAGCAGUAUUUGCUGC
This is a messenger RNA of Musa acuminata AAA Group (dessert banana), 1424 nucleotides long. RefSeq names its product NAC domain-containing protein 7-like. The transcript has 4 exons. Lineage: Eukaryota; Viridiplantae; Streptophyta; Magnoliopsida; Zingiberales; Musaceae. Gene Ontology annotation, molecular function: DNA binding. Gene Ontology annotation, biological process: regulation of DNA-templated transcription. The record is from RefSeq and is a predicted model, not a curated record. The coding region runs from base 162 to 1151 and encodes 329 amino acids.